Messenger RNA from Diplodia corticola, 2199 nucleotides. Its product is annotated as methyltransferase domain. The record is from RefSeq and is a predicted model, not a curated record. The transcript has a single exon. Lineage: Eukaryota; Fungi; Ascomycota; Dothideomycetes; Botryosphaeriales; Botryosphaeriaceae. Bases 1 to 2199 code for a protein of 732 amino acids.
AUGACCGGCCCCGGCCCCGCCUCCCCGCUCCCGCUCCCGCCCCCGUUCGCGGCCGCCGGCGACGUCGACGGCUACGUGGCGGCGCUGCUGCGCUUCGGCACCACGUCGACGACGCUGCGCACCCUCUGCGGCGGCGUCCACAUCCUCGACUUCUUCACCCGCGACCCGGACCUGUACGCGCUGGUGCUGCCCGCCGCGUGGCGCCGCUGGUUCGCGCGCGACGACGUCGACGUCGGCGACGUGCUGGACUUGCUGAUGAGGGAUGAUUUGGAUGGGUAUGGUGGUGGUGAUGAUGGCGACGCUGACGCCGAGGGUGGUGCUGGUGGUGCUAGGGCUAAUGAUGGUGCUGCGGCGAAGACGACGACGACGGGUGGUGGUGGUUCGAAGUGGGGCGAGGGGCCGCCGGGGUCGUUGUUGGCGUUUGUGCGCGAGGUGAGGGGCUUGUUGCUGAGGAGGGAGUGGCAGCCGACGGGGACGGAGAAGAGCGUGAGGGGGAAGGGCGGGAAGGUGGCGGGGCUGCCGAGGCAUAUCGCGCUGGGCAUGAAUGUCAAGAAGCAGCAUGAGGUGCAGCAUUUUGCGGCGUUUGUGGACCGGUUGACGGAGGAUAUUGCGAAGGAGAAGGAGGGUCCAGAUGGUGAGGCGGCGGCCAUCACGCACAUUGCGGAUUUUGGGUCCGGGCAGAACUAUCUGGGCAGGGCGUUGGCGAGUGAGCCGUAUGGGAAGAACAUCAUUGGGAUCGAGAGCAGGAGGAACAACAUCGAGGGCGCAAAGGGGAUCGAUGUGCUGGCCGGGCUGGCGCCGAAGAAGGUGGUGUUGAGGAACAAGAAGGAGUGGAGAAAGGAGAAGGAGGGUGCGGUCUUCAAGGAGGGCGGGGCGAAGAAGCAGGAGGACUGCGAGGACUGCGGAGAGGCGCCCGAGGAGACGAACGGGGAGGAGACGGCGGCGGCAGCUCAGCCCGCGUCUGAAGAAGAUGCUUUCGCAGGAUUCGCACCCGAGGGCACUGCCGACUUCGCGCAGAGUCGCGAAAAGGAAGCGUUCAACGGGGUGCCGAAAGGAUCGAAGAAGGCCAAGCUCCACCUGCUGGAAGAGGGCGGCGGCAGCAUCCAAUACGUCGAGCACCGGCUGGAGGACGGCAACCUCGGCCAUGUCAUCCAGGAAAUCGUGGACCCGGCCAAGGUGCAGGCGGAGCAGGGCCAGGGCCAGGGCCAGGGCACGACGACGACGACGCCCUGCGUGACGGCGAGCACGCGGGCGCAGGAUCCCCGGCUGAUGGUCAUCUCGCUGCACUCGUGCGGCAACCUGGUGCACCACGGGCUGCGCUCGCUCACGCUCAACCCCAACGUCAAGGCCGUGUGCAUGAUCGGCUGCUGCUACAACCUGAUGACGGAGCGCCUGGGCCCGCCCUCGUACAAGCUGCCCCAGCUGCGGCCCAACCACCCGCGCCUCGAGGCCACGGCCAACGCCUUCGACCCGCACGGCUUCCCCAUGUCCACCCGCUACGCCACCUACCCGGUCCCGGGCAGCGGCAACAGCGCCGGCGACGUCGGCGUCCGCCUCAACAUCACCGCCCGCAUGAUGGCCGUGCAAGCGCCGCAGAACUGGGGCCCCGUCGACAGCGAAGCCUUCUUCACCCGCCACUUCUUCCGCGCCCUCCUCCAGCGCGUCUUCCUCGACCGCGGCGUCGUCGAGCCGCCGCCCAGCAACGGCCGGGCACGCGACGGCGACAGCAACGGCGACGACGACGGCGACCAGCUGCACCCGCGCGUCCUCUCAAACGGGCGCACGGUCAGCGGGUCCGUCAGUCCCGCGGGGUGCAGCAGCGGCGGCGAGCCCAUCGUCAUCGGCUCGCUCAAAAAGUCGUGCUACGCCGACUUCGUCGCCUACGUGCGCGGCGCCCUCGCCAAGAUCGAGGCGAACCCGGACCAGCGCGAGCGCGCGGGGCAGGUGCGCGACAAGAUGCGCGGCAUCACCGACGAGGAGAUCGCGCGGUACGAGCGCGACUAUCGCGCGCGGAAGAAGGAGCUGGCCGUCGUGUGGAGCCUGAUGGCCUUCGCCGCGGGCGUCGUCGAGGCCAUGAUCGUGGUGGAUCGGUGGUUGUGGUUGACGGAGCAGCCCGAGGUGGAGAGGGCGUGGGUCGAGCCCGUGUUUGAUUAUGCGUUGAGCCCGAGGAAUUUGGUUGUCGUGGGCUUGAAGAAGUAG